Molecule: messenger RNA, 204 nt
Organism: Dovyalis caffra
Lineage: Eukaryota; Viridiplantae; Streptophyta; Magnoliopsida; Malpighiales; Salicaceae
Source: the annotation of a GenBank genome assembly
AUGCCCAGGGCCAAGCACUUAAUGGCUAGCGGGGAAGAGAGCAUAGCAAUAGGACUAAGAGAAGGCCAAUCCCCUGCUGUUGGAAGGUUUGCGGGAAGAAUUGGACAAGAUGUGAAAGUUACUCUUCGAGAAUGCCUUACUUCAUCCGCAGCAAGAGAAGUUGCUCUUUUCGUCUUAUCCGCUGUUCUCUUAUUCUUAGACUAG